Ixodes scapularis (black-legged tick) is the source of this 1225-nucleotide messenger RNA. RefSeq names its product adenosine 3'-phospho 5'-phosphosulfate transporter 2 (gene Papst2). Gene Ontology annotation, cellular component: Golgi membrane; endoplasmic reticulum membrane. Gene Ontology annotation, biological process: transmembrane transport. The record is from RefSeq and is a predicted model, not a curated record. Gene Ontology annotation, molecular function: 3'-phosphoadenosine 5'-phosphosulfate transmembrane transporter activity. NCBI's taxonomy places the organism in Eukaryota, Metazoa, Arthropoda, Arachnida, Ixodida, Ixodidae. Bases 165 to 1214 code for a protein of 349 amino acids. The transcript is spliced from 8 exons.
GUCACUCUAGACGCUCCAGACCUACACGGAUUAACUUUCUGAAUGCGACGUCUGGUCUCGCGGGCGUCUGCUGCUGAGAUGCUGACGGUGUGGUCUUUUCUUCACUUCGUGAUCCUCUAAUUGUACCAGACUACCAGUGCCUGUUGUUUGAACAAGCUUGUAAAAUGGAACAUGGAAACCCAUGUUUCGCAAAAAGGGGCAGCACGUCAGGUGGAAAACGCAGGGUGAUUUUAUGCUGCUUGGACAUCGGAGACCUGCCGUUGUUCUUACAGUUCACGAUCUGCACUGUCGGCGUCUUCCUGUUUUUCGUCUCGUACGGUUACAUGCAGGAGCUGAUAUUCAGACUGGAAGGUUUCAGACCCUUCGGUUUCUAUCUGACUCUCAUACAGUUCAUCUUGUACUCAGUCUUAUCGUCCAUAGAGCGAUUUCUACGGAGAGACACAACUCGCAGAACUCCCCUACGAACACACGCACUGCUUUCUCUACUAACCGUCGGUACUAUGGGAUUUUCUAACGCAUCGUUAGGCUAUCUAAACUACCCGACACAAGUGGUGUUUAAGUGCUGCAAACUAAUCCCGGUGCUGGUGGGUGGCGUGCUCAUUCAAGGGAAAAAGUAUGGCUUACUUGACCUCUUGGCAGCAGUGCUCAUGAGUGUUGGCUUGUCUGCUUUCAUACUGACGGACACCCAGAUAUCUCCGACAUUUUCUCGGCUGGGUGUGCUGUACAUCACGGGUGCCUUUCUGAUGGAUGCUUGUAUUGGGAAUGUGCAAGAGAAAGCCAUGAAGGAACACAGUACUUCCAACAUUGAAAUUGUUUUCUUUUCCUACUCAAUGGGUGUUGGUCUACUGCUGGUCUUGCUGCUUUGCUCUGGUGAACUGAUUGCUGCAUUUCAGUUUUGCUCUAUGCAUCCAAUGGAGACCUACGGCUAUGGCACCGUAUUUGCAAUUGCUGGCUAUUUUGGUGUGCAGUUUGUCCUGACGCUCAUUAAUAUGACCGGUGCUUUUGUCACGGUGACUGUGACAACAUUCCGCAAGGCAGUCAGCAUCAUCCUCUCCUUCAUGCUUUUUGCUAAGCCCUUCUCAUUUCAGUAUGUGUGGUCUGGCCUGAUGGUCCUCCUGGGAAUCUACCUCCACACGUAUGGGAAGAAAAUGUCAGCACAGAAGAAUCGACUGCCUUUGGUUAAAAAGGACCUGUCGAAAGUCGGCAGUUUGUAGAGCCCUGGAUC